CAGAUAAUAUUAUUUCGUACAGAUAACUGCGAGCGGAACGCCAAGACUCAUUUCAGAACAGUGAGGAAAGGUUCAGUUCAGUUUCUAUACGGCAACCACGGGAUUACGGCAGAGCAGUCAGAAGUAUGCGCGUGCUCUGCUGCAGUGUGCUUGGCUUGGCCUGUCUUGCGCUUCUGUGUGACGCAAAAGGAUCAGUUGAUACCUCAGAUGACGAUCAUAGCUAUUCUCCACGACUGACCACGGCAGCAGAACCAUGGUCACCUAGAGCUCCACAUGCAGCUACAGCCGGGACAACAAUCAGCCAAGUGCUUGACACGGCAACGACAAAGAAGACCGCCAAAGGUUCCUCGCAUAGGGAAGUUAGAAGAGGAUAUACCAGAGAAAAUGGUGUCAAGCAACAAGUUCAAACGCUUCCUUCCACGGCCAAGCCUCCUUUAAUUAAAUCGAAGUUCCUGAGCGCUAUGUUGAAGCACGUUUUCAACCUCGAGAACGAUGUGCGUGCAUUACGUUCGGAAACUGCUCAGGGGCUAAAGAGAAUAGAAGAAGCGGUGUCCGCAGUCAACGCUAAGAUGGGUGAAGAACCUUGGCCAAAAGCACUGGCCAAAAUGACGCGCCAAACUUUCACUCAAUACUGGAACAUCAACAACUUCCGCGGACAUAUAUCUCGUGCCGUUGCCAACACUACUACGAUCAAGAGUGACAAAUUCAUCAUCGGUGGUUACACAGCCAAGCUGCGGGCGUCUCUGGAGAACGUCGCAGGAGAGAUGUCGCUCGGGAUUUACUUUCACUUGUGUCCAGGGCCAGACGAUUCUCUUUUGCGAUGGCCAUUCAUUUCGCCGUUUGUUUUGUCGUUAGUUCACCCCAAGUUUCCACGAAAAAAUGUACUGCACGUUGCAAUACCCCAGAGCUUUGCGGAGGGAGAUAGUGCUUUCUACAAGAGACCCAAAGGCACCUGUGGUGCGGGUUACGGAAUACGGCAGUUUCGGACACUAAAAGCAACAGAGCGUGACGGGUUCGUUUUCGACAACGCUAUUACAGUGUCUGUGACAUUGUAUCGACUUGCAGGUACGCGUACCGUUUACUAGAGUCGCUUCGAUGCUCUAGAAUGCCUCUAAUUUGCAUCGCAGCGGAACGGUUAGUUUCUUCCGUAACGAAACGUGUGGAGCUGGUUGGAGUAUAGAUUUACACGUAAGGUGAGUCAGCCUAUUUGUCUAGGGACAUGCUGCACGUGCCGCAGGGUGGGACUGCGGAUUAUUUCGACCACGUGGGGUUCUUUUGACGUACGCCGGAAAUCUCCGGAACACGGUGCUGGAAGCAAUGUUUAUAUCCUCCAGAUUGUUACCGUAACACUUCAAAAACAAGGGACAGAAAACAGCUAAUUGCGACAACUUAGGUGUGUCCUGUCUUAGUUCUUUUCUGUCCCUCGUUUUUCUACUGUUACGGUCGCCAGCAGUCAUUUCCUUCCGUUUCACGAAAAUAAUUCGUCUUCCACUCGUUAUAAUUCAUUUAGUUAAGCCUCUGUUUUCUCAAUGGUUAAUCUUCCCGGAAAAAAUUGUUGACAGAUUGACAUUCUGAAUAACGAAGGGGAACUAUGCGGUCUGAAGAUAGCGAGCCGUUCAUACAGCGAGGAAAUUCGUAAACCAAGUGUUCAAAAAUCAAGGGAAAUUUAUAACUUCUUGGGACGAGCUGUGUUUCUGGGAACUCUGACAGCAUUCUUAGCCCUUCAAAUGUACACAAACCCACGUCAAAACGAGGAAAUAAACAUGCCAACUUGUGCCUCGCAACUCGCCAAUAUGACUGGAUUGCAAUACAUGUGCUCAUCGUUCGCUUGGAGGCUCGUUGAAAGCGUGCCUUAUGUUUAUGUUCGAUUAAAUGCGACCAUACCACGAUGCACUGGGCUCAUAUUUCAGUGAUAUUCGGCAAAACGUCUAGAUUGCUCGGCAAUAACAUGCCACCAAAUCAAUGCUAUAUACAUUCGGGGUCUUAUACAUCUUUUUCUUUCUUUUCCUUUUUUUCGUGUUAUCGCCGCGAAGCAACUGUGGGUAUGAGCGGCGUACAGACGUGGACAGAACAAGAGAGGACACCAGGAAGGAGACGGGAGACAGGGUGAUUAGUAUGCGUCCUGGGCCGACUUCAGGGGGAACUGUACCGACUUUCGUCUAUAAAGUCUUCGGAAAACCCCAGACAGCACAGCCGGCGGUAGGAUUCGAACCCACCAUCUCCCAGUCUUCAGCACGACCUUGGCUACCCCCAACGAGCGGACGCCUUAGCGCACUCGGCCAUGCCGCUAGUCUUAUACGUCUGUUGGAGAAAAAACACUGUUUCGUUUUCUUCUUCUCGUGUUAUUCUAACGUGCCUGGUACAUAUUCCUAACGUUGCUUCUUUUUUGUCUAUGUAUAUAUGUUUACGGGCCGUUUGUCACGGGGGACUGACACCCGUUAACGAAACUGUCGCUGUCCUCCCAUUUCUGUGCCGCUCCCACGCGUGGUGUCGGGUUACCGCUCCUGUUGGUGUGCUCGGCUCCUUCCCUUUUUCCUUGAACUUGAAAGCCAGUUGCAAUAAAGAAAUUAUUCUGGGC
Molecule: messenger RNA, 2578 nt
Organism: Ornithodoros turicata
Lineage: Eukaryota; Metazoa; Arthropoda; Arachnida; Ixodida; Argasidae
Exons: 2
Coding region: 126-1085 (319 amino acids)
Molecular function (GO): protein binding
Source: RefSeq, a predicted model, not a curated record